Hevea brasiliensis (rubber tree) is the source of this 4768-nucleotide messenger RNA. RefSeq names its product G-type lectin S-receptor-like serine/threonine-protein kinase At4g27290. The record is from RefSeq and is a predicted model, not a curated record. The transcript has 14 exons. Lineage: Eukaryota; Viridiplantae; Streptophyta; Magnoliopsida; Malpighiales; Euphorbiaceae. Gene Ontology annotation, biological process: recognition of pollen; protein phosphorylation. Gene Ontology annotation, molecular function: protein serine/threonine kinase activity; ATP binding. The coding region runs from base 206 to 4579 and encodes 1457 amino acids.
AAUUCAAUUCAUCAAACUUGGAUUCAUGUUCAGAUUCUUGGAUUCCAAAUUUCCAAUACGCGUUUUUCUUUUUACUAAGAUUGGCCAAUGAAAUGAAGCCAAAUGAAAGUAGUUGAUAUUGACGAAGGUUUAUUUCUUAGCCAGCUUCUAAUAAUUUUGCAGAGAAGAAUAGCUCUGGAAGUCAAUUUGGUCUUAACAAGGAUCAAUGUUCUAUUCAGUUGAGAUGGGCUUGGAAUCAAGAUUUUUGGACAUUUUCACUAUUCCUACACUGAUAUUCAUACUCAUGUUUUCAAGUAUUAUUACGGCUGCAAAUUCUGAUGGUUGCAAUCAAACUUGUCCAGAUGGUGGUUGGACGACACAUGAACUCAUCUACCCAUUUGGAUUCUCUGAAGGCUGCAAAAUCCGUCUCAACUGCACCAAAUCAAGACACAUCCUCAUUGGAGAUUUUAGAGUCAAAACUAUAACUAAAGAUAACAUCUGGGUUGAAAUUCCUGCUAAUUUGAGUCGUCCAACAGAAACAGUGAUGCAACUCUAUACGAGCAACUUUGCACCAAGUUUACAAAAUCUUCUCAUUCUUGUAAACUGCACAAACUAUUCUUCUAAUUGCCCAAAGAUAGAGUCUUCGCCAAAUAAUAUGACGAACAGAAAGAACGUAGGGUGCCUGUCAGAUGGAUUCAAGAGGGUGAAUGAUUUGGUGAGUUACGUCCGCAGAAAUAGAACUGAUUGUCAGCACUUUUAUUCAAGCAUCGUGGUAAAGCAAUCACCACCUGUUUUCUACAUGAUUAAACUAGCAUGGUGGUUAGAAGGCUCUUGCCAGUGUUCUCAAAACGCCAACUGUAUGUUCUUGUCUCUCCCCUAUGGAAAGGCUGGAUACCAGUGUCGCUGCAACAAAGGGUUCAGAGGAGAUGGAUACCCAGAAAGCCUACCUUGUCAAGAAGGACACUUCAUGAAGGUGCUUGCCAUGUCCGUGGCGCUUGCUGCAGUGCUGCUUCUAAUCCUGUCCUUGAUGUCAUACAUACGAAAAAGAAUAGGAAAAUUUGGAAAUAAUCAUAUGAAAGAUAUCAAGAAUGAUUACAGCCAGAGCCAAGAGGAGGAUUUAGAGCUGCCACUGUUUGAUUUUGUUACAAUAAAAAGUGCAACUAACGACUUCUCUGAUGACAACAAGAUUGGAGAGGGAGGAUUUGGACCUGUCUAUAAGGGUAUAUGGGAGGGAGGACAAGAAAUAGCUGUGAAAAGACUUUCAAAGAGUUCUAGACAAGGUCUUAACGAGUUCAAGAACGAAGUCAUCUUAAUUGCCAAACUUCAACACCGAAACCUGGUGAAGCUUUUAGGUUGCUGUAUUGAAGGAGAUGAAAAAAUGUUAAUUUAUGAAUACAUGCCCAACAAAAGCUUGGAUGCCUUCAUUUUUGAUUCAACUCAUAAUGAGACACUCAAUUGGCCCACGCGCAUGCACAUCAUCAAUGGAAUAGUUCGAGGGCUUGUUUAUUUACAUCAAGAUUCAAGAUUGAGAAUUAUCCAUAGAGAUCUUAAAGCCGGCAAUAUUUUACUUGAUAAUGAAUUGAAUCCUAAAAUUUCGGAUUUUGGUAUGGCUAAAAGUUUUGGAGAAAAUGAAACUGAAAGAAACACAAAUAAAGUGGUUGGAACAUAUGGUUAUAUGCCCCCUGAGUAUGUGAUUGAUGGGAAUUUCUCCAUAAAAUAUGAUGUCUUUAGCUUCGGUGUUCUUGUAUUAGAGAUCAUUAGUGGAAAAAGAAAUAGAGGAUUCCUCCAUAAAGACCACAGCCUCAACCUUCUUGGACAUGCAUGGAUGCUUUAUUUAGAAGGAAGAUGCUCGGAGCUAAUAGAUGCAUCAAUAGGGGACUCAUUCAGUCUAUCAGAAGUAUUGCGAUUAAUUCAUAUUGGGCUAUUAUGUGUUCAACAAAGUUCAAAAGACAGGCCUAACAUGUCAGAUGUGGUUCUGAUGAUGGGUGGAGAGGGUACAUUGCCUCUUCCUAAACAACCUGGGUUUUACAUUAAAAGGGAUUUGCUGGAACCUAAAUGUUCCUCCAGCAGCAACAAAAUAUAUUCAUUCAACGAGGUCACCAUGUCUGCAUUACAGCCUCGGUGGACGUCAAUGGAUAUCGCUUCACUUGCAUUUCUCACUACCACUACCAAAUUUCUCAUUUUCCUCUUCAAAAUCUCCACCGCCCUUGACACCAUUGCUCCCUCCCAAUCUUUGAGCGAUGGCAAGACCUUGGUUUCCAGAGAUGGAACAUUCGAACUGGGUUUCUUCAGUCCCUACGACUCCCAGAAACGUUACUUGGGAAUUUGGUACGGAAAUAUGCCCGGUAGAACUGUUGUUUGGGUUGCAAAUAGAAGUAAUCCAAUUAAUGGUUCUUCUGGUUUGUUGACUAUAAACGGCACAGGCAAUCCCGUGCUUCUUAGUGAGAACAUGACAGUUGUUUGGUCAGUAUCUAACUUAACAAAAGAAGCACAAGAGCCAAUUUUGCAGCUUUUAGAUUCAGGAAAUUUUGUUUUAAGAAACAAAAAUGAUGGAGAUUCAGGAAUCUACUUGUGGCAAAGCUUUGACUAUCCGUGUGAUACACUGCUACCUGGAAUGAAGCUGGGAUGGGACUCAAAGACCGGACUUAAUAGGCAUCUAUCAUCGUGGAAGAGCUCAAAUGAUCCAUCUAUUGGAGAUUUUAUGUGGGAGGUACAAUUGAAUACUAAUCCUGAGCUAGUUAUGUGGAAAGGCACGCAGAAAUACUACAGGAGCGGCCCAUGGAAUGGGAUUGGGUUCAGUGGUGGCAUCGCACUGAAGCCUAACCCUAUUUUUGGGUACAACUUUGUGUCAACUGAGGAGGAGGUAUAUUACAUCUACAACCUCAAAAAUAAAUCUCUAUUUACAAGGAUAGUUAUGAAUCAAACCACAUAUAAUCGUCAGCGGUACACUUGGAAUGAUGUCAAUCAAAGCUGGAUCCUCUAUGACAGUGUGCCAAGAGACCGUUGUGACAGCUACGGCCUAUGUGGUGCCUAUGGAAAUUGCGUAACUAGUGAAUUGCCAGUUUGCCAAUGUUUAAAAGGCUUCAAGCCAAGAUCAUUAGAGAGGUGGAACUUAAUGGAUUGGUCUCAAGGGUGCAUGCGCAAUAAACCAUUAGAUUGUGAGACAGGGGAUGGAUUUGUUAAAUUCUCCAGGUUAAAGUUGCCAGAUACUACGCAUUCUUGGGUCAGCAAAACAAUGAAUCUCAGGGAAUGCAGGACUAAAUGCUUACAAAAUUGUUCUUGUAUGGCAUAUUCAAAUUUGGAUAUUAUAGAACGUGGCACUGGAUGUGCCAUUUGGUUUGGUGACCUGAUGGAUAUAAGACAGUUACCAGCUGAUGGAGGGCAAGAUCUAUAUAUUCGAAUGAAUGCUUCAGAAACAGAGGGGAAAGCAAAACCUAAGAUGAAGAUAGCAGUAAUCACUUUUGCUUCCAUUGCAAUGGUCUCCGGGAUACUUAUAAUCAGCUUUGCCAUAUACAAAAGGAAGACCAAGUCCACUGAGCAAACAGCAAAUAAUACACAAAAUAACCAGAACAAUGAUUACCAUAAUGAAGACUUCGAGCUACCAUUGUUUGAGUUAUCUACAAUAGUUAAUUCCACCAAUAACUUUUCAAUCAACAACAAGAUAGGAGAAGGUGGUUUUGGACCUGUGUACCUGGGCACGCUAAUAGAUGGACAAGAAAUUGCUGUGAAGAGGCUAUCAAGGAGUUCUGGACAAGGGUUAAAUGAGUUCAAAAAUGAAGUCAAAUUUAUUGCAAAGCUGCAACACCGAAAUCUUGUAAAGCUUCUUGGUUGUUGCAUUCAAGGAGAAGAGAAAAUGCUGGUUUAUGAGUACAUGUGCAAUAAAAGCCUCGACUCCUUCAUUUUCGAUCAAACAAGAAGUAAACUUCUGGACUGGGCCAAGCGUUUCAAUAUAAUCUGUGGGAUCGCUAGGGGCCUUCUUUAUCUGCAUCAAGAUUCAAGAUUGAGGAUUAUACAUAGGGAUCUCAAAGCAAGUAACAUAUUACUUGAUAAUGAGAUGAACCCAAAAAUUUCAGAUUUUGGCUUGGCCAAAACUUUUGGAGGUGAACAAACCGAAGGAAACACAAAUAGGGUGGUUGGAACAUUUGGAUAUAUGGCACCUGAAUAUGCUACAGAUGGGAUUUUCUCUGACAAAUCUGAUGUUUUUAGUUUUGGUAUCAUAAUGCUUGAGAUAAUAAGUGGUAAGAAAAGUAGAGGGUAUCAUCAACUAGACCAUAGUCAUAACCUUAUUGGAUAUGCUUGGAGAUUAUGGAAAGAAGGCAAGUCGUUGGAAUUGAUUGAUCCAGUACUAGGAGAGUCGUAUCAUCUAUUGGAAGUGAUGCGAUGCUACCAUAUUAGCCUCUUAUGUGCGCAACAUCAUGCUGAGGACAGGCCAAGUAUGGCACUUGUGCUUUUGAUGUUAGGUAGUGAGACUCCAUUGCCUGAGCCCAAAGAACCUGGUUUUUUUAAGGACAAAGGUCGAGUUGAUGAAGGAUCUUCAUCGAGCAAAAUUGAAUCAUCCACAACCAAUGAAAUGUCAAUCUCAUUGCUGGAAGCUCGAUAGAAGAUCAUUUAACUACAUGCCAUGAGCUAUUUUUCUUGUAAUGGGUGUCACUGAUGUAUGGACCCUUUCUAUAUUGUGUUUCUGUAUGUGUGCAAACAAAUUUAUUCCACGAUUUCAAAGUUCAGCAUGUAUAUAAUUGCUGCAUUGUGUUUAGCUAACAAAUUAAUCGAAGCUGCAACUAUUAAUUUA